This is a messenger RNA of Ornithorhynchus anatinus (platypus), 2350 nucleotides long. RefSeq names its product acyl-CoA synthetase family member 2 (gene ACSF2). NCBI's taxonomy places the organism in Eukaryota, Metazoa, Chordata, Mammalia, Monotremata, Ornithorhynchidae. The coding region runs from base 107 to 2044 and encodes 645 amino acids. Gene Ontology annotation, biological process: fatty acid metabolic process. The transcript is spliced from 18 exons. The record is from RefSeq and is a predicted model, not a curated record. Gene Ontology annotation, molecular function: medium-chain fatty acid-CoA ligase activity.
GAGAGGAGAGAACCGCGGCACCUCAGACCACCUCUGCCCAGAGCUCCUGGAACCACGGCCGCCUCGGGGACUCGGACUCCGGGCGGCCUGGCGGCCCUCCCCGGGGAUGUCGGAGCAUCUCGUGAGCUCCUCUGGCUCCAUCCCCUGCGCCCCCAGCCUCGAGGCUCCGAGAUGCUGCCCUUUGCCCGCCCGGGCCUCGUCGAUCUCUCCACCCCCCGGGACCGGUCCUGGCCGGAGCCGGGGUGGGGAGGGGUCUCCCGGGGAGGCGAUGAAAGGGAGAGGGACCGGACCCGAUGCGGAUUCUUUCGAAAGGACGUGCCCCUCCCUCAGCCACGCCGCUGCAGAUCCCGAGGCCCGCCUGGCCCCACCUCCAGGGGGUCUCAGCUAUGUCCAGGGAAACGUCACCUCCCAGCUCCUCACCAAGACGGUCGGCCAGUGCCUGGACGAUACCGCCCAGAGAUUCCCAGACCGAGAGGCCUUGGUGGUUAUGCACGAGGGCAUCAGGAAGACGUUCAUGCAGCUCAAGCAGGAGGUCGAUCAGGCAGCCGCGGGGCUCCUGGAGUUGGGACUCGGCAAGGGAGACCGACUGGGCGUAUGGGGUCCCAACUCCUAUGACUGGAUCCUCAUGCAGCUGGCUACCGCUCAGGCUGGCAUCGUGCUGGUGUCGGUGAAUCCAGGGUACCAGGCCGAGGAGCUGGAGUUUGUGCUCAAGAAGGUGGGCUGCAAGGCCCUGGUGUUCCCCAGCUGCUUCAAAACACAGCGUUACUUUGAGAUCCUGCAGCAGGUCUGCCCGGAGCUUCAAGGGGCGAGCCCAGGAGCUUUGAAGAGCCAGAGGCUCCCAGCGCUGACGACCGUCAUCACCCUAGACUCCCCGCAGCCCGGGGCCCUGCAGAUGCACGAGGUCCUGCAGGCCGGAGCCAGCAGCCCCCUGACCCGGCUCAGAGAAGUCCAGUCCUCACUGUCCUGUCAGGAUCCCAUCAACAUCCAGUUCACUUCGGGAACAACUGGCAGCCCCAAAGGGGCCACCCUGUCCCACCACAACAUCGUCAAUAACGCCAACAACUUCGGUAGACGUCUGAAGCUGCACGAGGGGGAGCCUCGGAUAGUCCUGCCCAGCCCCUUGUACCAUUGCCUGGGCUCGGUCGGGGGAACGAUGGUGUCCAUCGUGCUCGGCACCACGCUGAUCCUGGCCUCUCCAAGCUUCCAGGGCAAGAAGACGCUCGAGGCCAUCACCCGGGAGAGGGCCACGUAUAUCUACGGGACUCCAACCAUGUACGUGGACAUGCUGAACCAGCCUGACUUCUCCUCCUUCGACCUCUCCACCCUGCGAGGCGGGGUGAUCGCGGGGUCCCCGGCCCCGCCGGAGCUCAUCAAGGCCAUCGUCGGCAAGAUGAACGUGAGCGAGAUAGUGGUCGGUUAUGGCACCACGGAGAACAGCCCAGUCACCUUCAUGGGUUUCCCCCAAGAUAGCUUGCAGCAGAAGACCGAGUCUGUGGGUAGGAUCCUGCCGCACACUGAGGCUCGGGUGGUGGACUCAGAGACGGACGAGGUGCUGCCGCUGGGCACGCCCGGAGAGCUGCAAACCCGGGGUUACUGCGUCAUGCUCGGCUACUGGGGGGACCCCCAGAAAACCCACGAGGCGAUCAGUGAGGACGGGUGGUACCGGACCGGGGAUAUGGCCAUCUUGGACGAGCACGGAUUCUGCAAGAUCGUGGGCCGCUACAAGGACAUGAUCAUCCGUGGAGGCGAGAACAUCUACCCUGCCGAGCUGGAAGACUUCCUGCACCGUCACCCUCAGGUGCAGGAGGCUCAGGUGGUCGGGGUGAAGGACCAGCGGAUGGGAGAGGAAAUCUGUGCCUGCCUCCGCUUGAAAGAAGGGCAGCGGAGCACAGCCGAGGAGAUUAAAGCUUUCUGCAAAGGGAAGAUUUCCCACUUCAAGAUCCCCCGCUACAUUGUGUUUGUGGAAAACUUCCCCCUCACUGUCUCCGGGAAGAUCCAAAAGUUCAAGCUACGAGAGCAGAUGGAGCAACUCCUGAAGCUGUGAAGCCGAAAUCCACAAAAUUUCGUGUUGCUGAGGAGUCCCUUCACCCCUCACCCCCUUUGCUCCAGGGUCCUUUUAUCCCCCUCCCAGGGUCCCGUGAACACAGGCACGAGACUAUUUGGCAGCAGAACCUGAGAUGGGAGAAGGCCGGGCGCUGGAAAUAGAAAUGGCGGACCUAAAGGCGCCACGUGUCGAAUCGGUCCCGGACUGGAGCUGGCAGAUAGGGCACCGUAUUGUAUUCUACUUUCCCAAGCGCUUAGUACAGAGCUCUGCACACAGUAAGCACUCAAUAAAUAUGACUGGUUGAUU